CCCUUUAUAAACUCCAUUUGAGAACAUGGUUCUGGAUUCCCCUUAUACAAUAAAAAUGGUGGUUGGUCCUUCUUGCCUAAAAACCUUGCACCCCCUUCAAGCCUUUUCAUUGAAAUCACCAUCUUCAACCUUAGGCUCCAUGAAAAUCAAAACUCUAAUUCACACCCUUGUCUAUGCUCAGUUUUGUCGUCUAAUUCGAGCAUUUUCCAAAGCAAAAUCUACUUUCAUUCUAAUUUGUAAACAAAGCAAGCCUAUUCAAUAUUUGAUUUCCAACUCAAAGACCACAAGAAAGAAUUACAAGCACAAGAAACUUUUCUUUGGUUCAUUCAGGCUACACUAUAAUUGGUGCUCUUCUCAUGUAACACCAGUUCCAGCUCCAGUUCUAGAAGCAACUCAUUCAACCUGGAAUUCAGUGGUUUCAACUGAUCAGCAAUGUGAUGAGGACACUGUGGAGUCUGAGCUUUCAGGUUACCUUCAAUGGCUAGAAGAAAAGAAGGGUAAUGGUAAUUCUACUGUUGAGAUAGAUAUCAAUGAGAUUGAUAAGCUAGCAGAAAUGUUUAUAGCUAAUUGCCAUGAAAAGUUCAGGUUGGAGAAGCAAGAGUCUUAUAGGAGAUUCCAGGAAAUGUUGGCUAGAAGCAUGUGAAGGGUUUUCUUAAUUAUUAGCUAAUAAUCCUUCUUUUUUUGUUAAUUUUAUAUCCUAGUAAAACUUUUCACCUCUUAUAUAUUUUGUGUUUGGAGAAUUGUAUACAUGAUAAGAGUGUGGGGUGCUUACUCCUAUUCUUCCCUUAAAUUUGUGAUGACAAUCCCUCCUUUGUUGGAAUAGAAGAGAAAAAUCCAGUGCAAAUUUCCAGAA
Molecule: messenger RNA, 853 nt
Organism: Gossypium arboreum
Lineage: Eukaryota; Viridiplantae; Streptophyta; Magnoliopsida; Malvales; Malvaceae
Exons: 1
Coding region: 26-643 (205 amino acids)
Source: RefSeq, a predicted model, not a curated record